This is a messenger RNA of Topomyia yanbarensis, 5403 nucleotides long. RefSeq lists its product as uncharacterized. The record is from RefSeq and is a predicted model, not a curated record. Gene Ontology annotation, molecular function: nucleic acid binding. Gene Ontology annotation, biological process: DNA integration. NCBI's taxonomy places the organism in Eukaryota, Metazoa, Arthropoda, Insecta, Diptera, Culicidae. The transcript has a single exon. The coding region runs from base 1 to 5403 and encodes 1800 amino acids.
AUGGAUGGAGCUAAGAGUAAGCAACAGCUCAGCAUUCGGCGAACGACAUUGCUUGCGUCACUGAGCCGAGCCCAGCAGUUUCUACAGGGGUACGUGGCCGACCGCGAUGCUCUGCAAGUGGCCAUUCGGUUGGAGAAUUUAGAAGUUUUAUGGCAAGGUCUGGAGGAUACUCAAACGGCUCUGGAGGAGAUGGAAACAGAUAACGAAGCGAUGGUGAGAAACUUGCAGUUCAGGUCUGAUUUCGAACCCAAACUUUUCGAAAUAAAAGCUGGUCUGCUUGGUAAAUUGCCUCCAGCAAUUAAUUCUAUAAAUGAGCUCCCUCUAAACCCCCCACCGCAAAUUCACUCUGGUCUCUCUGGUCUAAAGCUGCCGACAAUAUCUCUUCCUGAAUUUACUGGUGACUACCAGGAGUGGCUUGGCUUUCAUGACACGUUUCUUGCGCUAAUUCACGCAAAUCCCGACGUAGCUGCCAUACAAAAAUUCCACUAUUUAAAGGCAGCUGUCAAAGGGGAGGCAUCUCAGGUAAUCGAGUCGAUACCCAUCAGCGCAGCCAACUAUCCUCUUGCCUGGGACGCCUUGGUAGCUCGAUAUUCCAACGAGUACUUGUUAAAAAAACGACACAUGCAAGCGCUACUAGAAAUACCACGGAUGAGGGAAGAAUCUGCUGUCGCUUUGCACGGACUCGUGGACGACUUUGAAAGGCAUAUAAAGGUGCUAAAGCAAUUGGGAGAGCCUACGGAUGCCUGGAGUACAAUUUUGGAACACUUGCUCUGCACAAGACUACAUCAUGAGACUCUCAAUAUGUGGGAAGAUCACGCUUCUACUCUGGAAGAGCCUUCUUACCCAAAACUGGUCGAAUUCCUUCAGCGUCGCAUGCGGGUGUUAGAAUCGAUUUCGGUAAAUCGCGAUUCUGCGCAAUCCGUUUUAACACCAUCCAUUUCUGGAUCUUCAGGAGUCAGUCAACGAUACAAGCGUCCAACUGAGUUACUGCUGUCUACACAUGCGGUAACAGAAGCUACGAAUGUCAACUCCCCAAUCCGUCCGACAGCCAUCAUGGGGCAAUUGAAAAGGCUCUCUUUACACGAAAGAAUGAAUAUGGUGAGCACAAAGAGGCUGUGCUUCAACUGUCUUUAUAAUGACCACUUCGUCAACAACUGUCCCUGCCAGACUAGUUGUCACAUUUGUCGAAAACGUCACCAUACACUUUUACACCCAGGUUACGUUGAUAACUCUUAUGUUCCCCAGAAUCGAGGCUAUAGCAACACGGGUGGAAAUUCACAGCAGUCAGCACAAAUAAACGUGGCAACGUCAACUAUCGAGCAUUUCACACCGCAAUCAAUCGCGGCUAUCAACGAAAUUCAAGGGUCGAAAAUUCUCGCGCACGCAGCACGAAAUGAGAAUGUGUUUAUGCUCACUGUAGUUCUAAUCAUCGUUGAUGCCUACGGUCAAAAUCAUUUUGCUAGAGCCUUGUUAGACUGCGCAUCACAGCCCAACAUAAUCAGCGAACGAAUGGCUCAAAUUCUCCGGCUUAAGCGAAAUAAGGUGAACGUUCAGCUUCAUGGUCCAGGUGGUAUCGCUGUUCGUUCCACCGACUCAGUGUUCACCCAAAUUCACUCUAGGAAAGAAAACUUUUCGCGUGACGUAGAGUUCUUGAUCCUACCGCGAGUAACAGCUGAUAUGCCUGCGAGCGAUAUUUCGAUUGAUAACUGGAGCAUCCCCAAGGACCUUUUCCUGGCAGAUCCAAACUUUAACAAGCGAGCAGAAGUUGAUAUGAUAAUCGGCCUUUCACAUUUCUUUGCUUGCUUUAAAACUGCUGCACGCGUGCAUUUGGCACAAGAUUUGCCCGAGUUAGUCGACAGUGUCUUCGGUUGGAUUGUCGCAGGCUCAGGUGAUCAUAUUCCCAACUCUGCUGAUCAAGUGCAGUGCAAUGUUUCAACAACUUGUCUCGUCUCUCUCGAAGAAAACUUAGAGCGCUUCUGGAAAAUAGAGGAACUUCCCCCGCACUCGGAUUAUUCUGUCGAAGAACGCCAAUGUGAGACUAUCUACGCAUCAACCGUCACAAGGGACAGUACUGGCCGAUAUACUGUGCGCCUACCACGCCAUCCGGACUUUGAUGCCAGGGUAGGGAACUCCAAACUGGCGGCGCUUCGAAGAUUCAAACUUCUAGAGCAAAGGCUCGAUCGAAAUCCCACACUGAAGAAAGAGUAUCACGACUUCAUGAAAGAAUACCUCACUCUCGGCCAUAUGUGCCAAACCCCCAAGGACGAUGAGCAAAAUUUCAAAGGUUACUACCUUCCUCAUCAUCCCGUGCUGAAAGAGUCCAGUACUACAACGAAAGUCCGCGUAGUAUUCGACGCAUCCGCUAAAACUUCGACCGGUUUUUCCUUGAAUGACUCACUUUAUGUUGGACCAGUUGUCCAGGACGACCUCCUGUCGAUAAUUUUGCGAUUCCGCACGUACCUGGUAGCUGUGGUUGCGGACAUUGAAAAAAUGUAUCGCCAGGUCUCAGUGCAUCCUUCUGAUGUCCCAUACCAACGAAUAUUGUGGCGAUUCAAUGAAGCAGACCCAAUUCAAACUUAUGAUUUGUUAACCGUUACAUAUGGACUUGCACCAUCGUCCUUUCUAGCCACACGCACCUUGCAGCAGUUAGCCGACGACGAAGGCGUGGCUUAUCCCAUCGCAGAGCCAAUUCUACGCAAAGGGUUCUACGUAGACGACUGUUUAGGCGGUGAACAAUCGGUUGAAAAGGCAAUUCAGCUGCGUGACGAAUUAAUCGAGCUACUUCAGAAAGGUGGAUUCAGUCUGCGAAAAUUCACAUCCAACAAAUUAGAAGUUCUACAUGGCCUGUCCCCAGAGCAAGUAGGCACACAAUCAUCUCUUACUUUCACCUCCCAAGAAACGGUCAAAACAUUAGGAGUAGGCUGGGAACCUGAACACGACAUGCUUCGUUUCGAUUCCAACGUAAAGCACCCCGAGGAUGUUGCAACCAAAAGGUCGAUUUUAUCGUCCAUUUCGCAGCUCUUCGAUCCGCUUGGACUAAUAGCACCAGUUGUGAUACGUGGGAAGCUGCUUAUGCAAGAGUUGUGGUUGAUGCAAAGUGAAUGGGAUCAACCAGUUCCAACGAUUAUCAAAGAGAAAUGGUACGCGUACUAUAAGGAUCUUCCUAAAAUUGCCGAAUUUCGCACCGAACGCUAUGCUUUCUUGCCGAAUGCUUCAGUUAAACUGCACGUGUUUUGUGAUGCUUCAGAAGCAGCCUUUGGAGCAUGUGUCUACGCACGGUCAGCCGAUACCAAAGGAAACAUAAGAGUAGAGCUACUUGCAUCUAAGUCUCGGGUCGCCCCCUUGAAAAGAAUUACUCUGCCUAGACUUGAACUUUGCGCUGCUGUCAUUGGCGCCCAGCUACAUGCGCAUGUGGUGAAUGCUCUUCAAAUCGAAAUUAGCGAAUCUCGAUUUUGGUCAGAUUCGACGGUGGUACUCCAGUGGUUACAGUCUCCACCAAACACAUGGAAGACGUUCGUUGCCAAUAGGGUUUCUGAAAUACAAUCCAGCACUCACGGCGCACGAUGGAGUCACAUUUCCGGUAAGGAAAAUCCGGCAGAUUUGAUAUCCCGAGGAAUGAGAAUGGACGAUUUCCUUUCAAGCGAUUUAUGGAAACAUGGCCCACACUGGCUUCUUCAAGCAGAGAAUGAAUGGCCUGCUCCGACAAUGCUCCCGGCGUUAACCGACAACGUAGAGGUUAAAAAAGUUUUCGUCGCCGUGAUUCAUAACAAACCGGGGGUUAAUCCAAUGUUUACCCGCUAUUCGUCGCUUGAUAAAUUGAUUCGCGUAACUGCGCACUGUCUUCGAUUUGUCGGUAACAUGCGCUCUAAAACUCGCACGCAUCCUAGCGUUACGACUGAUUUUCUCCCCGGCAAGUGUUUAUCGGCAAAACAAAUAUCGGAUACCCAAUCACACUUAGUACAACUUGCUCAAGCGGAUGCAUUCCAUGAUGAGCUGAAAGACCUAAAAAGAGGAAAUAAUGUGUCAAAACAUUCAUCGGUUCGAUUACUUAGCCCUUUCAUAGACCAGAGGGGAACACUCAGAGUGGGGGGUAGGUUGAGAUUAUCUGACGAAUCCUUUCACGCAAAACAUCCUGCUCUAUUGCCAAGCUAUCAUCCAUUUACCCGAUUACUUCUCACAUCCUACCAUCUCAAGUUGCUUCAUGGUGGUGGCCAACUCACUCUAGCCACUGUGCGUGAAGAAUACUGGCCCCUAAAUGGAAGGCGGAUGAUGCGAAGCAUUAUACGAUCAUGUGUUAAAUGUGUCAGAGCAGAUCCAGUUCCAAUCCAACAGCGUAUUGGUCAAUUGCCCGUACCCCGAAUCACUGCAAGCAGACCUUUCACCGUUACUGGCGUUGACUACGCUGGACCAGUUUACCUACGAGCACCGCAUAAACGAGCCGCGCCACCAAAAGCAUAUAUUAGCGUUUUUGUAUGUUUUUCAACGAAGGCGGUGCACCUAGAACUCGUCUCCGAUCUAACAACCGCCGCCUUUCUAGCCGCUUUUCGGAGAUUCACUUCUCGUCGCGGUUUACCCACCCACGUUCACUCCGAUAAUGGAAAGAAUUUUCAAGGAGCAAAAAACGAACUACAGGAGUUAUAUCAACUGCUAUCAAAUGAGAACGAAAUUUGCAAAAUCCAAUCCAAGCUUGCCAGUGAUGGAAUUACUUGGCACAUGAACCCACCAAAGGCUCCACACUUCGGGGGUCUUUGGGAAGCAGCAGUAAAGGUAGCCAAGAAACACCUUCACCGCCAAUUGGGCAACGCGAGACUUUCAUUCGAGGAUAUGUGCACGGUACUGGCGCAAAUCGAGGCCAGCAUGAACUCCCGUCCGUUGACACCAUUAACAGAGGAUCCAAACGAUCUUAACUCGCUCACUCCGGGGCACUUUCUCAUCGGAAACGCGAUACACUCAAUGCCAAAUCCGGAUGUCCGAUGCAUCCCAACUAAUCGCCUCGACCAUUAUCAGCGAAUGCAAUUGCUGCAUCAACAAUUUUGGCAUAGGUGGCGAACGGAAUAUCUGCAGGAACUGCAACGCGAGACGAGCGUUCGUUCAGCAAACACGAACAUUAAACCCGGACAGCUGGUAGUCAUCCUCGACGAAUUCCUCGCGCCGCUAAAAUGGCCGCUGGCGCGCAUCAUCAGUAUACAUCCUGGCCCCGACGAUCUCGCUCGUGUAGUUACUUUGCGAACUGCUAAAGGCGUCAUUCAACGACCGGUAGUAAAAAUCUGCUUGCUACCAACACAGCAUGAUGAAACAGCGUCUGCAGACACAUCCACAACAAAGGAAAACAUCCCACAACCAGUCCCAACAGAUGAUGAUCCGGAUCACAGCACUGCGGAAGAAAAUUUAUAUAGUCAUUAA